AUGAUUGAUUCGCAAAAAAUUUUAUCGAUUCCAACAUUAAACACGGAUGAAUUUUAUCGAAUUAUUUCAGCGAAAAAUUUUUCUGAUUCUGAUGCUAAGGAAUGGGUAUUAAAUCAUCAAUUAUUUGCACUUCAGUCCUCCUUAUUGUAUAUUUUCUUUAUAUUUGGCAUCAAAUAUGUUAUGCAAAAUCGCGAGCCAUUCAAACUUUCGUUACCGCUCAAUAUUUGGAAUGCUUUUUUGGCACUAUUUAGUAUUUGUGGAACAUUUAUGCUUUUGCCUGAGUUUAUGGAAACUCUUCGCGAACGAGGAUUUAGAGCUUCAUAUUGUAAAGCAUUUGGUUUUACGAGUGGUUUAGGAGGCUUAUGGGUUUGGUUAUUUAUUGUUUCAAAAUUAUUGGAACUGAUUGAUACCAUAUUUCUUGUGCUUCGAAAAAGGCCCCUAAUCUUUCUUCACUGGUACCACCAUGUGAUGACGUUAAUGUAUUCGUUUUAUUCAUAUCCGGAGACACCAGGCUUCAAUCGAUGGGGAAUUCUCAUGAACUUUUUUGUACAUUCAUUCAUGUACAGUUAUUAUUUCUUUCGUUCGAUAAAUGCUCGCGUACCUGCUGGGAUGGCUAAAUUCAUUACUUCUCUCCAAAUCCUUCAGUUCUCAAUUAGUUUGGCCUUGCUUGCUGAUCUCGGAUUUAAGCUUGAUAAGGAUUGUGACAUCGAAUGGCAUAUUUACAGAUUUGCUCUUUUUAUGGAGAUAACAUAUCUUCUCCUAUUUAUAAAUUUCUUUUUCCGUGCAUAUAUUUUUGGAGGUGGAAAAGCGAAAUAUAAAAUUGCGAAGAAAGUGCAGUAA
This is a messenger RNA of Dracunculus medinensis (Guinea worm), 840 nucleotides long. The record is from the annotation of a GenBank genome assembly. Lineage: Eukaryota; Metazoa; Nematoda; Chromadorea; Rhabditida; Dracunculidae.